Molecule: messenger RNA, 858 nt
Organism: Symbiodinium sp. CCMP2592
Lineage: Eukaryota; Dinophyceae; Suessiales; Symbiodiniaceae
Source: the annotation of a GenBank genome assembly
AUGGCUGGCAAGAGUGAAAGCCACGGCGAGCUGGUCAAGUCAGAAAUUUCGGUGAUGCCGUUUGAGCAGACCACACUCGUUGCAGGCAGCCAGAUGCGCAACAUGGCCACGAUGCUGGACAUGGAGCGUGAGAUCAACAGCCAACGGGAACAGCUUAUUCGCGUCACCUACACCAUGGACCGCCAGGUUGCCCGCCUCAGCCGCGAGAUCGAGCUUCUCCAGGAACGCCAGGCAUCCAACCCUGAAGCCAAUUGGCGAGUUCGAGAGGACAUCGAGGCACUUAGCCGGAGGCUGGAUGCCCUGGAGGCCUUUUGCCGUUCAGAGGCCGAGGCGAAGGCUGAGGCCAAAGCCGAGGUGGACAAUGGGCCGCAGUCAGCAAGCCUUCAGGCACAGAUCCUCGCCAUCCGCGAAGAGAUCCGGGCUCUCUCUGCAGAGUGCCAUCUGGAGCAGACCCGUGAUGUGGCAGGUGUCCGAGCAAGGGCGGCCGUGGAGCAAAUGGCUGCCAAGCAGCGGGCGGAGAUGGAGAAGCUGCACUGUCAAAUCGCAGAUCUGCAGCGGUCCAUGUCCAGCCAGGACAAUACUCCGACAUCAUCCCAAGGAGAAAGCUCGCAGUCAAUGCAACACCUUUUGGGCUCUGUGGAGCCAGUUCUGCGGGCGGCGCUGGAGCAGCAGCUCGGCCGCAUCGUGGCGGACCUCCGUGGCGACACAGCAGCACGCUGUGCUGAGCUUAGGCUGGCGUCGGGAACCUGGUGUUUGGAGGGCCCGUUGGUUCAGGUUUUUGCGCAAGUAUGGGUUGUUGGAUACUCGAGUUGGGUCGGAGGGCUCUUCAAUGUGGGUAUUGUUGGAGAGUUGAGCUAG